AUGGGCUGCCGGAUGUAUCUCAGCCCUGAGGAACUCAUCCAACUUCGCCAAAAGCAGCUCGAUGAAGUAAGACAAAAGCUCUCAGAAUUACACCGAAAGCUUGAAGAUAUAAGCGCCGAGCUCGACAAAAUCAAGAGAAGGUCUGGUACGCAUGCUAUUCGGGUCCAGUACAGCAGUGACAGAUGGCCUAGCCAGGACCGACAUGGCCCAGAUCAGGAAGGUCGGAUGCGAAACAGCGAGACUGAGGGACCAAUGCCUCCCCUUUUGGAACCCGACGGAUAG
This is a messenger RNA of Aspergillus puulaauensis, 282 nucleotides long. RefSeq lists its product as uncharacterized. NCBI's taxonomy places the organism in Eukaryota, Fungi, Ascomycota, Eurotiomycetes, Eurotiales, Aspergillaceae. The record is from RefSeq and is a predicted model, not a curated record. Bases 1 to 282 code for a protein of 93 amino acids. The transcript has 2 exons.